Molecule: messenger RNA, 999 nt
Organism: Oncorhynchus gorbuscha (pink salmon)
Lineage: Eukaryota; Metazoa; Chordata; Actinopteri; Salmoniformes; Salmonidae
Product: izumo sperm-egg fusion protein 1
Exons: 7
Coding region: 100-999 (299 amino acids)
Biological process (GO): sperm-egg recognition; fusion of sperm to egg plasma membrane involved in single fertilization; heterotypic cell-cell adhesion
Cellular component (GO): plasma membrane; acrosomal membrane
Molecular function (GO): protein binding involved in heterotypic cell-cell adhesion; signaling receptor binding
Source: RefSeq, a predicted model, not a curated record
ACAGCUGCCAUGGAGUUACGCAUUUGUAGAGCAUCAUAACGCUUUGGGGUUGAAACAACUUAGGGCAAUCUCUCUCCAUCCGUGUCAGUAAAGUUAGCUAUGGAAAAGGUAGAUAGGGCCCUGUCUGUCUGGCUCCUGUCGGUCCCCAGCCUUCUAUGUCUCCUGUCCCUGCUGUGCUGUGUCCCUGCGGGGAGACCCUGUCUGCAGUGUGACCGCAGGGUCAGGCUACUCCAUGAAGACUACCUAUUGGCUGCUGCCUCUGCCACCAUAGAGGACCAGAUAGAACUGAAGAAGAUUCUAGACUACGCCUACGUCACCUACACAACCACCAGCAACCAGUAUAGCGGAGUUAUUGGGCCUCUGACGUUUGAGGCCAUUCAAAUUCUGGAGAAAGGCAGGAAAAUUCUCGAGAAACACCUGCAGACUUUUGUCCAGAAAGGUCUCUGCCCAAACAAAUGUGGGUUGCUGUAUCAGAGAGUAAUGAACUGCCUUUCCUGUCAGUACAAGCUGCACACCUGCCCCUCUACCACUCAGGACUGCGGGGAGUAUCCAGUGGAGGCAGCAGAGGGGGGACAGGCAGUGUUGGACUGUUUCCUCCCCUGGCAUAGUCUAGUUGUGGGCCGGCCAGAUUAUCACUACACCUGGGCUCCAGGGACGCAAAGGACUGCAAAUCUGACAGAGGGUGAUUUCAGAGUGCUGGUGGUUACUGAGGAUUCCUCUGUGGUGCUGAACCAGCUGCAUGUCGAUGAGGAGGGCAUGUACCGCUGCCUCCUAACGGAUGGCAAAGGAACUGUCCUUUCACGCACACACUUCCUGCUCACUGUCACCCCGUCACCUGUCCCGACUCCCAGAUCUCUCCUCACCCUGCCCUCCCUCCCUCCUAGUUAUGAUGCCUCCCCCAUUUCUCACCCUCCCACUGACCUCCUGCUGGUCAUCAUCAUCAUGGUUACUGCCCUGAGUCUGACGGUCAGCCUAGCCCUUGCUAUUGCUUUUGGGUGA